AUGGCAUCACCUGCGACAUCGACCAGCUACUCCAUCGAGAAGCGUCCGGCAAGUUACGAGCCCUACGAGUUUACACUGCCCGAUCUGUAUCGUACCAUAGCUAAAGAGGAACUCCGGGAGGAUGAUGAAAUUCGAGAGCAAUCGUUGGCGCAGAUGCGGGACUGGAUUGCCAAACAUCCGUACAUUCGCAAGUGUCGUACGGAUGCAGCGUUCCUUUUGCGAUUCUUGCGCUUUCGGAAGUACUCGGUACCGAUGGCGUGUGAUGCUUUAGAGCGAUACCUUGCGAUGCGUGAAACAUUCCCCUCGUGGUUCAAGCAGCUGGAUUGCAACGAACCGAAGAUGCGUGAAAUACUCGAGGACGGUGUGUUUACGAAGCUUGGCCAAGAUGCGGACGGUCGGACGGUGAUAUUGUUUCGCGUGAAGCUGCUGAACGUGGACAAAUUUGGUCCGGUCGAGCAGGGCCGGAUGAUGGCACUGUUGGUCGAAUCGCUGCUCGAAUGGGAAGAGCUACAGAUCGGUGGUUUUCGGGUGAUGCUCGACUUUACCGAUACCGUCAUGAAGCACUACGGUCUGUGGGGUGUAACGGAUAUGAAGAUCUUUAUGGAUGCGAUCAACCGCUCGUAUCCGAUCCGGUUCCGGGAAAUUAAUGGUGCAAAGUUUCCAAAGUUUGCCGUUUCGAUCCUGAACCUACUGCUUACGUUUGCGAGUUCCAAGCUGAAGGAGAGAAUCAUUUGUCAUAACACAGUGCUGGAGAUGAAGGGAAAGUUCGAAAAGACGCUUCUGCCCAAAGAGUACGGUGGAGAGCUAGAUACGGAUGAGCUGAGACGUAAGUUUAUCAAACAUCUCGAGGAUCGUCGUAGUGUGAUACUGGCGCUGGAUGAUAUGGACAUCGAUGUGGCACACUAUUCAUCGCUCUGGCAUCAGACUAACAUGGUGGAAAAUGAGGUUGAAGGUGGUGUGGCCGGCAGUUUUCGUAAGCUUAAUGUUGAUUGAUUACAUUAAAG
Anopheles maculipalpis is the source of this 1004-nucleotide messenger RNA. Its product is annotated as clavesin-2-like. Gene Ontology annotation, molecular function: phosphatidylinositol bisphosphate binding. The record is from RefSeq and is a predicted model, not a curated record. Gene Ontology annotation, cellular component: membrane. Lineage: Eukaryota; Metazoa; Arthropoda; Insecta; Diptera; Culicidae. The transcript has 2 exons. Bases 1 to 993 code for a protein of 330 amino acids.